GUGUCAGCGCAGCGGCAGGUCACCGUCCAGGAAGGACCCUUGUACCGCACAGAGGGCUCCCACAUUACCAUCUGGUGCAACGUGAGUGGCUACCAGGGACCCUCUGAGCAGAACUUCCAGUGGUCCAUUUACCUGCCCUCGGCCCCAGAGCGCGAGGUGCAGAUCGUCAGCACAAUGGAUUCCUCCUUCCCUUACGCCAUCUACACCCAGCGUGUCCGAGGUGGGAAGAUCCACGUGGAGAGGAUCCAGGGGAACUCAGCCUUACUGCACAUCACGGAUCUCCAGGCCCGGGACGCUGGGGAGUAUGAAUGUCACACGCCCAACACCGACAAGCAAUACUUCGGGAGUUACAGUGCAAAGAUGAACCUAGUCGUGAUCCCAGACACCCUUCAGACCACCGCCAUGCCCCAGACACUGCACAAAGUGGAACAGGACCCACUGGAGCUCAGUUGCGAAGUGUCCUCAGAGACAGUCCAGCACAGCCACCUGUCUGUGACCUGGCUGCGGCAGAAAGGUGGCGAGAAGCCAGUGGAGGUCAUUUCUCUGAGCCGAGACUUCGUGCUGCACUCCAGCAGCGAAUACGCGCAGAGGCAGAGCCUGGGGGAGGUGCGCCUGGACAAGCUGGGGAGGACCACCUUCCGCCUCACCAUCUUCCAUCUGCAGCCUUCCGACCAGGGCGAGUUCUACUGCGAAGCUGCUGAGUGGAUCCAGGAUCCAGAUGGCUCGUGGUAUGCCAUGACCCGGAAGCGCUCCGAGGGUGCUGUGGUCAACAUCCAGCCUACGGACAAAGAGUUCACCGUUCGGCUGGAAACGGACAAGCGACUGCACACGGUGGGUGAGCCGGUGGAGUUUAGGUGCAUCUUGGAGGCUCAGAGCAUUCCCGACCGUUACUUUGCAGUCUCCUGGGCCUUCAAUAGCUCACUCAUUGCCAGCAUGGGACCCAACGCUGUGCCAGUUCUCAAUGGUGAAUUCGCCCAUCGGGAAGCCAGGGGACAGCUUAAAGUAGCUAAAGAGAGCAACAGUGUCUUUGUGCUGAAAAUCUACCACCUCCGCCAGGAGGACAGUGGGAAGUACAACUGUCGUGUGACCGAGCGAGAGAAGACUGUCACUGGGGAAUUCAUCGACAAGGAGAGCAAGCGUCCCAAAAACAUCCCCAUCAUUGUCCUGCCCCUCAAGAGCAGCAUCUCCGUGGAGGUGGCCAGCAAUGCCAGCGUCAUCCUCGAGGGAGAGGAUCUGCACUUCUCCUGCAGCGUCCGCACGGCAGCCAGGCUGCAGGGCCGCUUCUCUGUCAUCUGGCAGCUUGUGGACAGGCAGAACCGUCACAGCAAUAUCAUGUGGCUAGACCGGGAUGGGACUCUGCAGCCAGGCUCAUCUUACUGGGAGCGCAGCAGCUUUGGGGGUAUCCAGAUGGAGCAGGUACAGCCCAACUCUUUCAGCUUGGCCAUCUUCAACAGCAGGAAGGAGGACGAGGGCCAGUAUGAAUGUCACGUGACCGAGUGGGUCCGGGCGGUGGACGGCGAGUGGCAGAUCGUGGGGGAGCGUCGAGCCAGCACUCUCGUCUCUAUCACAGCUCUUGAAACGGGCUUUGCGGUCACAGCCAUCUCCCGGACACCAGGUGUGACCUACAGUGACUCCUUUGACCUGCAGUGCAUCAUCAAACCCCACUAUCCCGCCCGAGUCCCUGUGUCAGUGACAUGGCGAUUCCAGCCUGUAGGCACCAUUGAGUUCCAUGACCUGGUGACCUUCACACGGGAUGGAGGUGUCCAGUGGGGGGGCAGGUCUUCCACCUUCAGAACUCGGACUGCCAUCGAGAAGGCGGAAGCCAGCAACAACGUCCGUCUGAGCAUUAGCAGGGCCAGUGACACGGAGGCAGGCAAGUACCAGUGUGUGGCAGAGCUGUGGCGGAAGAACUACAACAACACGUGGACGCGGCUGGCGGAGAGGACUUCCAACCUGCUGGAGAUCCGGGUGCUACAGCCAGUGACAAAGCUACAGGUGAGCAAAUCAAAGCGAACCCUCACCCUGGUGGAAAACAGGCCCAUUCAGCUGAACUGCUCCGUCAAGUCGCAGACCAGCCAGAACUCGCACUUUGCCGUGCUCUGGUACGUCCACAAGCCCUCGGACGCCGACGGCAAGCUUAUCCUGAAAACCACACACAACUCGGCCUUUGAGUACGGCACAUACGCCGAGGAGGAGGGCCUCAGGGCCCGGCUGCAGUUUGAGAGGCACGUGUCCGGGGGCCUGUUCAGCCUCACCGUGCAGAGAGCGGAGGUCAGCGACAGUGGCAGCUACUACUGCCACGUGGAGGAGUGGCUGCUGAGCCCCAAUUACGCCUGGUACAAGCUGGCAGAAGAGGUGUCAGGGCGCACAGAGGUCACCGUGAAGCAGCCAGACAGCCGGCUGAAGGUCAGUCAGGCCCAGGGCAACCUGUCGGUCCUGGAGACCCGGCAGGUGCAGCUGGAGUGCGUGGUUGUGAACCGUACCAGCACGGCCUCCCAGCUUGGGGUGGAGUGGUUCGUGUGGAAGCCCAACCACCCGGAGCGGGAGACUGUGGCCCGCCUGAGCCGCGAGGCGACCUUCCACUAUGGCGAGCAGGCCGCCAAGAACAACCUGAAGGGGCGGCUGCACUUGGAGAGCCCGUCCCCUGGCGUGUACCGGCUCUUCAUCCAGAACGUGGCCGUGCAGGACAGCGGAACCUACAGCUGCCACGUGGAGGAGUGGCUGCCCAGCCCCAGCGGCGUGUGGUACAAGCGUGCCGAGGACACCGCCGGGCAAACGGCCGUGACCGUCAUGCGACCAGAUGCUGCCCUCCAGGUAGACACAGUGGUCCCCAAUGCCACAGUGUCUGAGAAAGCAGCUUUUCAGCUGGACUGCAGCAUCGUGUCUCGCUCGAGCCAAGAUUCUCGCUUUGCUGUGGCCUGGUAUUCCCUAAGGACUAAAGCGGGAGGGAAAAAGGACAGCCUUGCCGUGGGAGAACACGAGGAGGAGGAGGAGGAGGAGGAGGAGGAGGAGGAGGAGAACGACCCAACAGAACGGACAGUCCUGCUGAGCGUGGGCCCAGAUGCAGUCUUCGGCCCAGAGGGCAGCCCCUGGGAAGGCCGGCUGCGCUUCCAGAGGCUGUCACCCGUGCUCUACCGGCUCACAGUGCUGCAGGCCAGCCCCCACGACACGGGCAACUACUCCUGCCAUGUGGAGGAGUGGCUGCCCAGCCCUCAGAAGGAGUGGUACCGGCUGACGGAGGAGGAGUCUGCUCCCAUUGUCAUCCAUGUGCUGGACACAAGUUCCACCCUCCAGUCUCUCAUCUGCUCCAAUGACGCACUCUUCUACUUUGUCUUCUUCUACCCUUUCCCGAUCUUCGGCAUCCUCAUCAUCACCAUCCUACUGGUGCGCUUCAAAAGCCGGAACUCCAGCAAGAACUCCGACGGGAAGAACGGGGUGCCCCUGUUGUGGAUCAAAGAGCCGCACCUCAACUACUCCCCCACUUGCCUGGAGCCCCCUGUGCUCAGCAUCCACCCAGGAGCUAUAGACUAAGCUGGUGGCAGGGGUGGCAUGCCCCAGUGGACAUCAGCCAUGGAGGAGCUGUGGCUCCCCUUCGCUGCCUGUUGCUCUGUGAUUGGACGGUUGGCAGCAGCCAAAUUCUGCAGGACUGGUGAAGAAAACCGUCAGACUUGGACAGUCCCCCACCGGUCACAGAGACGACUGCCUCCAGGUGGCAGUCUUGGUUCCUUAGCUGUUUGCGCCCAAAUGUCGUGACCCUGCCAUCAUAGGCUUCUAGUUUGGGGUUUUGGUAAUGUAGUGAGUAGCUCCAGGUGCCACUCCUACCCACCAGUUUAUCUAGUGUUCUCCGAUAGAUGUCACAGGGGUUCUUUGUAAUGUCCUCUUUUAAAAUCCCUUUGGUUUACCCCUUUUGGAUUCCAUAACCUUGUGGACAAAUGUCUCUCAUACACCACCGAUGGCAAGAGGAAGGACUGCUUUAUAGUAACAAGGGAUCUCUUCCAAGACUUUUUGUUUGGGCACAUUUUGAAAAUGCCACACUUGUGGAUCAAAAUACACCCAAACAUUUUUUUUUUUUUUUUUACUUUCUUAACAAGACUUGAAAAAUGUGUGUAGCGUGGGCCCAAUUUGUAUCUUAUCUUUUCCCUCAGCUGGAGUUGUUGGAACCACUUUAUAGUCAAGACGAAAGCAUCGAAUUUUGCUUCAAAGAACUGUGUAUGUGCCAGAGGAAUCCUGUGUAACCCUAUUAGGAGGGAAUGGUGUCUGGCCAGCCUAUCAGUCAGGGAGGCCAAAAGGCCUUCAUCCCAUCCUUG
Castor canadensis (American beaver) is the source of this 4307-nucleotide messenger RNA. NCBI's taxonomy places the organism in Eukaryota, Metazoa, Chordata, Mammalia, Rodentia, Castoridae. The record is from RefSeq and is a predicted model, not a curated record.